AUGCAUCAUUUUUAUGAAAAGGGCCUUACUGGCUCACACAAUGGACACCAGAUACGAACCGAUUUCAUUCUGACCAAAAAAGCCAACCCGGGUGACAGAUUCUCUGUGUACAUUGAGGCUGUAGCUAGCGACAUGUUUGGUGCGGGUGCCAAGGGCAUGAUAAAUCCACCCGACCCCUCUCGUUACUACUCAAUCACAAUGGCAGAACUUGCAGUUUUUGAUAGAGAUGUUUAUGCUCUCCUGAUGGACCUGACUGUCAUCUAUGACAGUGCAAAGCAUCUUCCGGAAGGUUCUGAGAGAGCCUAUCAUGCUCUCCAUACUGCCAACCACAUUGUCAAUGCUUGUGAGCCCUUCAAGAAGUCAACUUUCCCCCUGUACGUAGCUGUGGGUAGUUUCAGUGUCUGUCGAGUUAGACUAGGUUCACAAUAUGUUGGGCGCUGUCCUGUCACGCUGUGCCACGUUGCCGCGUCACGAGGAUAG
Molecule: messenger RNA, 480 nt
Organism: Geodia barretti
Lineage: Eukaryota; Metazoa; Porifera; Demospongiae; Tetractinellida; Geodiidae
Source: the annotation of a GenBank genome assembly